UUUCAUUCUUUUACUCUCUCUCCUUCUUCCUUGCUUUUCCAUUCAACGCCCGGUUGACUCGAGCCUCUGAAUGAAGUCUUGAGCGCGGAGCGGAGCCCCCCAAGUUAAACGGGCACGACGCGAACAGACUGAUUCAAAGCCUGCUAGUCAGUUAACGCCAACUCGACAAUAAACAAAACGGGACAGCAGUUGCGAAAUACAGCAACAGCUCUAUUAUAUCUCUAAUCAAUUCGACGACGACUCCUGUUACUCCGAUACCCAAUUUGACGAAAGAUACGAGGGACCGAUUCGCUUUACCACCGCCAUUAUGCCUCCUUCGCUCAAUACCCAUUCCUCCUUUACCCGUCCUCGGACUAGCGACCGCGAUGGCAGGCCCAGCACCCGCGAUCAGGGCCCAGACCAAAACCUGCUGAUCCCUAGUCGAACUUCUUCGCUGCACUCGCGCAUUACGCAACCUAUUCCUUCAACCCUCAACAUGAAGCCCCAGCAGCGAACACCAAAGACCUUGACCCAUGCGUAUAUGGUCUGCGGUGUCGGCCGCGAACCAUCGCAAUGGGUCAAGGCUCCUACUCCAGCCCAAGGAAAGAUUGGCCACAUGAAGGGUGCCGUUGGUCAGUUCUGGUUGCCCGAAAUUUUGGGCAGCAGCCCUCGCCUUGAGCAGGACAAUGAGAUCGCUCGCGCGCUUCACUCUGCGAUGAGGGCUUGUUUCCCUCAUGAUGUUGAGAUUUGCACAGGCCGCAGCCAACCUCACUGCGUUCACCAUUCCUUUGUUCUUCAGCAGGAUUCCUCUCACACUCUGUAUGGUAUCUGUUUGCGAGUUUGGUCGCGAGCCGAUGAGAAGAGGGCCGAGACAAUCCGCGAGCUUCGCAAGAGAACUGAGAGUGACUAUUAUGACAACCCUGAUGAGACCUACUGGAUUCCCUACUGUUUGUCAUUCCUCUCCCGAUAUCCUUUGUACAACCUUUUGGGAGAUUAUCUUCGAGGUAUGUGGAUUCACUGGAACAAGGCUACCAACCUGUUCCACGCCGAGGAGGUUUCCCGUAUCCUCAGCUUCCCUGCUCCUCGCCUGAACGAUUUGGUCCGCAUCGACAUGAAGGACUAUGCUCUCUGCUACCAGUUCCCAUCUUCGCCCACUGGAUUCCAAAACUUCGCCAUGUGGCCCCUCUUCAACUGUUUAUCAAUUCCCAACAUUGUCGGCGUCAUCGAAGCAGCCAUUUCUCCUACGCGCCGAAUCAUCUUUGUCAGCCACUACCCUGCUAUGCUCACCAUGGCUGCCGAGACUGUUAGAUACUGUGUCCGAGUUUAUGAGUGGAGUGGUCUUUACGUUCCGGUAGUCCACGCUCGUCAUGCCAAGGAGUUGGUCCAGGAGCCUGGUCCUUACAUCCUAGGUAUCACCGUCGAGUGCCGCUCUCUCUUCACAGCACCCACCGACGCCCUAGUCGUCGACCUUGAUCGCAACUUCGUUCUCACAUCCAGCCCUCCCACCGCUCUUAACCCCGGCCAGCGUAACAAGUUUGUUACCCGACUCACUCAGGCUUUGAACGGCGAUGUCACCCCCUCCGGAGUCCCUCAGCAUCUCCGAUCCGCUUACGGUGGUGGCAAGCUUGUCCCUGCCGGCCAAAUCAUCGUGAUGCGUGGAGAGGUCGAGUCUAUCCAGGACCCUGAGUGGUGGAACCAGGACGCCGUCAUGGCUGUUAUGGAUCACGUCUGUGAGAAGCUUGGACGCAACACUGGCAUUAAGGCUGUCUUUGGCGGAUCCGUCAAGAAGCCCCUCAUGACCAAGGUCUCUAUGCGCCACCUCAACGAGCUCGUCCGUGAGAGGAACCAAUACUCGCGCGAUGCUCUUGAAGCUUGGCAGGACUUCAUCAACCUCAAGGGUCGCAUGGACACUGAGCUCAGCAAGGUCAACAAGCGCAACAACUACCUUGUGGAGGAGCUCGAGAGCUGGAAGCAGCAGUUCCUCAAAUUCCAGGCCUUCGCUGAGACCCUUACCAAAGAGACACAAGACCUCAAGGUCAAGAUCGACACACACAAGAGGGAGAACCGCCGUCUUGCUGGUCUCAUUGAUCAGCAGAAGGACGACAAUGCCCGCCUCUCUGUUCGUCUUACUGGUACUGAGAAGCAGCGUGACGAUGCUCUCGAGGCCCUCGUCCUCCAGCAGGAGAUUGCUGAGGAGCUUGAGCGCGAGCGUAAGAGAAACAAGAAGGAGCUUUCUCAGCUUCAGCACACCAACGUGACCAUCAUGCGACAGCGUGACGAGGCCAGAAGAGUCGUUCUUCACCUUCGCAGUCUCAUUGGUGGCCAAAGCCACCACAUGGAGCAUCUCAUCCAGUCUCUUACCAAGCCUGAUGACCUGGCUCAGGAGAUCGAGGAGGGUUAUGACGAGACUGAGGAGGAGACUCAAUCCAGCGAGCCCAGCCGUCUCACACCUAGCCCCAGCCCUACCACUACUUCCUCCACCAGCCGAAGCAAGCGAUAUUCUUCGGCGAGCUUCAGCGAUGUGGCCGACCGCCACCUCAAGGACAAGACCGAUGCCAUUGCACACAUUGUACGCAACAUUGCUGAGCAAUGCCAGGCUGCUGUCGAGGGCCUGCAGCUGGCACAUGAUGCCGAACUAGGGAGUUCUAGCCGACGGAAUUCGAGACACUCUACCAUCCAGAGCGAUGACGGCCACUCCGCCGCCACUUCCGAAACAGGGGACGAAUCCCUCCUGGCGCCGCGGUCCGGGAGGGCGUCCAGUAUCCCUCCCACCCCGGAUCUCAUCCCCAACAGGAGCAGCACAGCAAUGUCCUUUGCCUCUACAGCUACUACUCCCGAGCGAUCGUCGCAGCAGUAUAGCCUCCGAGACGAGAUCCCCACAAAGAUUGUCGAGGAUGACGAAGAGGACUUCGAGGAGAAUCGAUCCGAUAACGGGACAGUCUCACACGAGACAUCUGUCGUAUCUAAGCAUCAGCUCCAGCACCAACAGUCCCUGAUGCACAGGCCAUCGGGCGCCAGGAUCAGUGCUCUUGGCGGUACACGCUGAAUGUGUUAGAUGAUAUACUCAUCAAUAUCUGAUAUCCUAUUUAAUUGCGUUGUAUUUGGCGGUAUGCUUGGAUCAAAACCUGCGGGCCACGGCGUUUAAUGUCUCCUUUUCACCCUUUCUAUUACAACCAUUUACUGUCUCAUCUGAUGGGCAGCUUUCGCUCAUAUACCUGGGCUUGACGGCCAUUUUUUCCAUUAUGUUAGAGUAUUCUUCUGAGAAGCGGUGUUUAUUUACUGCGUCGCUCCGUUACUUGAUCUAACGGACGUCACAACAAUGAAACACAUUUUAACGUUAAAUGAAUGACCUAUAAACUUAUAUGUGAUGAGAUCCCCCUAUGUAUGUGUAUCGCAUGUGAUAAAAGGUCAACUUGUUCUAUGGUUAUGAUUCAUGCCUUUACCUGUUCAUCUCUUUGUUUCAGUUGGUCCAUAUAGACUGAGUAA
Molecule: messenger RNA, 3465 nt
Organism: Fusarium graminearum PH-1
Lineage: Eukaryota; Fungi; Ascomycota; Sordariomycetes; Hypocreales; Nectriaceae
Exons: 2
Coding region: 308-3025 (905 amino acids)
Biological process (GO): regulation of Rab protein signal transduction
Cellular component (GO): cytoplasmic vesicle
Source: RefSeq, a predicted model, not a curated record